CUCCGCACUCCGGCGGCCCGCUCCGGCUCGCGCCCCAGCUCCCCGCUCGCUCCCGGCAGCGACCCCGUGUCCAGACCCGCGCGGGUCCCGCGCCCCCGGAGCCGCCCCAGGCCGCCCCCCGGAGCCGCCCUGGACAUGCAGAUGCUGACCAGGAACGUCCUGCUGGACGUGGAGCAGGACGAGGAGGACGACGAUGACGGGGACCUCGGUGAUGUUGCAGCCUCCAGGAGGCCUUUUCUGACUCCUCCAGGUCUCCUCCCAUCCACUCUCGUGUUGGAGAACUUGGACCAGACAAUUCUCCCGAAUUGUGGAUCGCUGGAAGAUCAGCAAGAUUUCCAAGUCCCGGAAUUUGAAGAAUUCAAUGGAAAACCUGAUUCCCUCUUUUUUAACGAUGGCCAGCGAAGAAUCGAUUUUGUUCUUGUGUAUGAAGAUGAGAGCAGAAAAGAGACCAAUAAAAAAGGCACAAAUGAAAAACAACGGAAAAAAAGACAAGCCUAUGAAUCUAACCUCAUCUGCAAAGGGCUGGAGCUGGAAGCAACACGUUCCGUCUUGGACGACAAGCUGGUGUUCGUGAAGGUGCACGCGCCCUGGGAAGUGCUGUGCACGUACGCGGAGCUCAUGCACAUCAAGCUGCCGCUGAAGCCCAACGACCUGAAGACCCGCUUCUCGGCCUUCAGCCACCUCAACUGGUUCACGAAGGUCCUCAGUGUGGACGAAAAUAUCAUCAAGCCAGAGCAAGAGUUCUUCACGGCCCCAUUUGAAAAGAACCGGAUGAAUGAUUUUUACAUUGUUGAUAGAGAUACCUUCUUCAAUCCAGCCACCAGAAGCCGCAUUGUUUACUUCAUCCUCUCUCGGGUCAAGUAUCAAGUGGUAAACAACGUGAGCAAGUUUGGGAUUAACAGACUUGUAAGUUCUGGAAUCUACAAGGCAGCCUUCCCUCUUCACGAUUGCAGGUUUGGCCAGCAGUCCGAGGACGCCAGCUGCCCCAGUGAGCGCUACCUUCUGUACCGGGAGUGGGCUCACCCGCGGAGCAUCUACAAGAAGCAGCCCUUGGACCUCAUCAGGAAGUACUAUGGAGAGAAGAUCGGAAUCUACUUUGCCUGGCUGGGCUAUUACACGAAGAUGCUCCUGCUGGCCGCGGUGGUGGGGGUGGCCUGCUUUCUCUACGGAUAUCUCAGUCAGGAUUACUGCACCUGGAGCCGAGAAGUUUGUGACCCUGACAUCGGCGGCAAUAUCAUCAUGUGUCCUCAGUGUGACAAGCUCUGUCCGUUCUGGAAGCUCAACAUUACCUGCGAGUCCUCCAAGAAAUUGUGCAUCUUUGACAGUUUUGGAACUCUAGUCUUUGCAGUAUUUAUGGGAGUGUGGGUGACUUUGUUCCUGGAGUUCUGGAAGCGGCGCCAGGCGGAGCUGGAGUACGAAUGGGACACUGUCGAGCUGCAGCAGGAGGAGCAAGCACGGCCAGAGUACGAAGCACAGUGCACGCACGUGGUCAUCAACGAGAUCACUCAGGAAGAAGAGCGCAUCCCGUUCACCACCUGUGGGAAGUGUAUCCGGAUAACCCUCUGUGCCAGCGCCGUCUUUUUCUGGAUCCUGCUGAUCAUCGCGUCGGUCAUCGGCAUCAUCGUCUACAGGCUCUCGGUGUUCAUUGUGUUUUCCACAACCCUUCCCAAAAGCUUCAACGGGACCGACCCGAUCCAGAAGUACCUGACCCCGCAGAUGGCCACGUCCAUCACCGCGUCCAUCAUCAGCUUUAUCAUCAUCAUGAUUCUGAACACCAUCUACGAAAAAGUGGCCAUCAUGAUCACCAACUUCGAACUCCCAAGGACCCAGACCGAUUAUGAGAACAGCCUCACCAUGAAGAUGUUCUUGUUCCAGUUCGUCAACUACUACUCAUCCUGCUUCUACAUAGCAUUUUUUAAGGGCAAAUUUGUAGGCUACCCGGGAGACCCGGUGUACUGGCUGGGGAAGUACAGAAACGAAGAGUGUGACCCGGGGGGCUGCCUCCUGGAACUGACAACUCAGCUGACAAUAAUCAUGGGAGGAAAGGCAAUCUGGAAUAACAUCCAAGAGGUCUUACUGCCCUGGAUCAUGAAUCUGAUUGGGCGCUAUCGCAGAGUUUCUGGGUCAGAAGACAUAAGCCCGCGGUGGGAACAGGACUACCAUCUGCAGCCCAUGGGCAAGCUGGGAUUGUUUUAUGAGUACCUUGAGAUGAUUAUUCAGUUUGGGUUCGUCACCUUAUUUGUGGCCUCUUUUCCGCUGGCUCCUCUGUUGGCUCUGGUGAACAAUAUAUUGGAAAUAAGAGUGGACGCGUGGAAGCUGACCACCCAGUUUAGACGCAUGGUGCCAGAGAAAGCCCAGGACAUCGGUGCGUGGCAGCCCAUCAUGCAAGGCAUCGCCGUUCUGGCGGUGGUGACCAACGCCAUGAUCAUUGCGUUCACGUCAGACAUGAUCCCCCGGCUGGUGUACUACUGGUCCUUCUCCAUCCCACCCUACGGAGACCAUGAGCACUACACCAUGGAGGGCUACAUCAACAACACGCUGUCCAUCUUCAACAUCUCGGACUUUAAAGACAGGAGCAAGGCCGAGUCCAGCUCCGGGCUUGGCAACUACACCACGUGCAGGUAUCGUGACUUCCGAAAUCCCCCUGGACACCCACAAGAAUAUAAACACAACAUCUACUAUUGGCAUGUGGUUGCUGCCAAGCUGGCUUUUGUCAUUGUCAUGGAGCACAUCAUCUACUCGGUGAAGUUUUUCAUCUCCUACGCAAUUCCAGACGUCUCCAAAAGCACGAAGAGCAAGAUCAAGAGGGAGAAGUACUUAACCCAGAAGCUGCUGCACGAGAGCCACAUGACCAAGAAUCUCGGCAUUGUCAUCCAGAACAUGGCUGGACUGGUGGACAGCAACCUCCGACCCAAGUCCGAGUGAGGGCUUCGGGUCUGAGGAGGCUUGGAAGGAUUAGUUCUGUCAAAAUAAAUUAGGAAUCGCUGAUGAGAAUGUUUAAGUUAAAUCACUCUGGCAAAUCUGAGUCUCAGCUGUCAUCAUUUUCAUGCAUUUUUCAGUUUCAGCUCUUGAUGCAAGAACUGAGAAAUGCAAAAGUCAGAUGGAGAAGGGCAUAAAACUCCCCACCUGGAAGGCCUUGUGUUUUGUGUUUUGUUUUGUUUUAUAAAUUGGCAUUCUGGUAACACAGCAAAAGGCUUUGUACUGUGCUUAAGCACCACCCCUCCUAACACAGAGCCGGUUUUUCUCCUUGAUCCCUUCUGUUCCUUUCUGUUCGCAAACACGAUCCCCUUUAUUUUUGGGGAGUGUUGUCUUUCUCCACCUCGCCCGGCUUGCUCCAGAGCUGACUUCUCCGUACGCCAUCGUUACUGAGACCAGACGUGCUGCCACCGUAAUAGCUUCUGUGUGAUGAAAGCGUUGCUAACUCGGAGUUGAGAGCUCUAUUAAGUGGCCAAGAACUUCAGGAAUUCACGGUAUUUAGGUAUAGCAUUGUACCCAGACAGAAAGGACGCCCUAAUAAGUAAGCCAUUUGAGGCUUCAUUCUAGCCCGUCUUUCCAUCUUAGAGAAAUGCCCGGAAUGGAUUGCGGUGCAGACAGCAAGCUCCUGAAGCUUGCGUGUGUGAAUCCACAGUGGCACCUUGGAUUUUCUAGGAGCAGCCCUAGAAGGUUCUGUGCCUAGUCAGUGUGGACUGCUUUGCAGACCUCGACAGAACAGGAUGACAAAAGUCAGGAAUUCUAACUCACGUUGAUCUGGAUAGUUAAUUUACCUCUUCUAAAGAUAUGUAGCUUCUUGCAGAAAAAAAUGAUAACUGAUGGGAAUUCCAUUCUGAUCAGCAUGAUGCGCUUUGAAGAGAGAAGCCGCUCGGCUGCCCACCAGUUGGUUUUUCUACACUAAAUACAGGAAGUGCUUUAUUACAGAUCACCAAGCGCCUUCGUGGCCGGCUCGUUCAGUGACGGUACCGAGCGUGGUCCGGGAGGUAGCAGAUGCCCCAGUUGUGAGCCACAGCUGUGGCCCUUGUGUGGCCUGCGUGGGCUAUCGCUGUAUGCCACGGUGACAAAUAUGCCAAAGCACCUGCCACAUGCUGAAUGUGGCCUCCUUGCACCUUCUGUCCUCAUUCUAAGCCCAGUCACUUGGUGGUAAUUACAUGCUGCUCUAGAGACCAGAAUAUUGCUCAUUGGGUAGGGGUAACAGGAGAAUGACUUGGCCACAAACUGUAAUGUCAUUUGGAGGCCACUUCCUCCACCGCUGUGCCUGUCUUGCCCUCUGUUUACGCGGCCUAGCAGCUUGCCGAGCUUUACUGUUUUUGAAGUGUCAGUGAAUAGGGCCGGCACCUCUCCACCACCAGCGCUGGGUGGAGGGGGGUGCGCCUGCAUCGUGUGUGGAUGGGCCCCUCCCCUCUGGACUGCUGUUAAGUCCCCAGGUGCCCCAGGAGCCGACCCAUCCAGAGUCCAGCAGCAGAGCGCGACACGUUUCGGUGCCCCAACACUGAAGGCCUCUGAUAAUCAAGUAGCUUAACUCCAGGUCAUAGCUUUCCGCACCUGCUGUGAAUGUUUUCAGGGCAUGCAGACCACGGGCAUGGUGUCUGUGAUUCAGCAAAACAGUGUUCCGGGCUUUUGCCUGUCCCAGUGCAUCAGGGACAGCAUGUCACUACCUUUCUUGAUAAUGUACGCUAACAGAAUGGCCAGCGUGCCCAGCACAGGCCACACGAGGCCUACCACUCUGGGACAUAAAGAUAAGCAUCUUCCCAUCAGAGGGAACUCUGUUCUUGUUGCCUUUAGUCCUCGAGGGGGCAGCACCAUGCCCUUGCCCACCCUCGGUGAGACAGCUCCUGGGUGUGUGCCGCCUUUUCUCUUAUUACCUCUGCUCUUCUCUGAUGCAUGUGACGAUCUCCUGGUCUUAGCUUCAGCAAUGUGUCACUCCGGUGUCAUUAUGAAAAAGGAAAUGCUUAUACCUUACCUUGCUGCAUAGAGGGUAGAUUUGCAAAAGAAAUGUGCAUUUCUGUGUUCUUAGCCCCAGCUGAGAGAUCCCUAUUCACAGCUUAAAACAUGCUGCGCAGACAGGAACAAAAAGUUCCUCGAUGUUUCGGAAGGCGGCACAGGUGACGUCCAACACUGCCAAGUUGCCCCAAAUUGCUAAGUUGCCAUGGAGACCCAGAGACCUCCCCCCAUAAUGCCAUCGGCAGUGUUCAUGUGAGUGUCAUGUGGGGCUGGGGAAACGGGGCGCUGCGCCUACAGACUAGGGCUGCAUCAAUGCAGAGGAGUAGAGGCAGCCCCCAACCCCUAAAACCACAGGCCACGGGCUGUGACCCUAAGCCUAUCUGGCGUUAACCACUAGAGAAAUUUUAUCUUUAUCUCCUUUUGUAAAGCCUGUGAACUUUAGUGGAUUGAAGCGUUAGACCAAAUACUCAGGGUUUUUUUUUUUUUCUUUAAACAUCCCUCCGAUGUUCUAAAUAUUUCAUUAGAAAGGGAAAGCCAUCAUUUUUGCUGUAAAACUAAACUAGGCAAUCUUGUAAGAUCUCACGCCAAACUCUCCUUUCUGUUGCACGCAGCUCUUGAAUUUCACAGAACAUUAAUUCACAGUAGGGCGGACUGAUCUGUUGAUGAAACACAUCUUGUGCCGUUUGCUUAUGUUCAUACUGAAAGGUGUUUGAGAAGUUAAUGUCUGAGCAAAACUAAAGCGUUCAUUAUGCUUUUCAUACACUGUGGCCUCAGAUGUAAAAUUUGUAAUUGUUAAUUUCUAUGCAUUUAAUAUUCUUUUGUAAUUAUGAGCAUUUUAAUAAAUUCAU
This is a messenger RNA of Octodon degus (degu), 5783 nucleotides long. It is a transcript of the gene Ano6, whose product is annotated as anoctamin 6. The coding region runs from base 136 to 2925 and encodes 929 amino acids. Gene Ontology annotation, cellular component: plasma membrane. The transcript is spliced from 21 exons. Lineage: Eukaryota; Metazoa; Chordata; Mammalia; Rodentia; Octodontidae. Gene Ontology annotation, biological process: calcium activated phosphatidylserine scrambling; calcium activated phosphatidylcholine scrambling; chloride transmembrane transport. The record is from RefSeq and is a predicted model, not a curated record. Gene Ontology annotation, molecular function: protein dimerization activity; chloride channel activity.